Messenger RNA from Stylophora pistillata, 1690 nucleotides. RefSeq lists its product as uncharacterized. Lineage: Eukaryota; Metazoa; Cnidaria; Anthozoa; Scleractinia; Pocilloporidae. The record is from RefSeq and is a predicted model, not a curated record. Gene Ontology annotation, molecular function: protein binding.
UUCUUUUUCGCCGAAAAGAUGAUAUGUAAAAACGGCGUUCCAGUGCGAAAUGCACCAAAUCUUCACGAGGCUGCAUUCGCAGGUGACACACGAGAAGCUUCCCAAGCCCUUAAAGUCCAAAAGAGUUUGAUGAAUCUGGCUCCACAGCAGUGCACAAGGCUGCGGCAAAUGGACAUCUUGAAGUCCUUAAACUUCUAAUUCAGCAUGGUGGAGAUGUCGAAUUGGCAGACAUAUCUGGUUGCACGCCACUACAUGUUGCGGCAAGAAAUGGCCAUCUGACCAGUGUGAAGUACUUAGUUUUGCAAGGGGCAGACUUCAGAUUGAAAUCAAAGAAAGGAAACACAGCAAUGGCUAUGGCCAAAGCCAACAGUCAGCAGAAAGUUGCAGAGUAUUUGUCAAACUGUGACAGGGAAAAGUUUGCAUGGGAGGUUGUGUAAACAUCCAAGUAGUCCUGGAUGUAAGGCUUUAUGGCUGCAAGUUAUACAUUGUAUUUAUGUGGUGAAAAAAAUAACUGGAAAUAUAACAACUUGUUGAUGAGGAUAACUUGUAUUAAUAAUAAAGAUAUUUAUACUUCAAGCAAUAAUGUUAUUUUAUUUAUUUAAGAAUUCAGAAGAGCACAAUAGGGAUCAGGGACCUCUACAAGGUCUAUCACACACCUAACCUCAGUAAAAUUUUCUAUAUAAUCCGAAACCGAUUCACUCCCAUUACAAACUGGGUAUAGGCAUUAAACUAGAUUUGAUAUGAUUUGAAACUGUGACCUGGCCAGGUGAUUGUGUUAUUUUCUUAGACAGAACACUCUCUUCCUGCAAGUGUCCCUCUGCACCUAGGUGUAUAAAUGGAACCAGAAAACUGUCAGGGAGGCCUGAUAGAAUGCUAAUGGACUAGCAUCCCAUCCAAGGGGGGCAAGGAGUACUACAUGUACAUACUCCUCGUUGUUUAUGCUAAGGAAACUGAGAUAAGACCAGCUGGAUGAGGCUCUUGGCUCAAAUAGACUUCAUGUUUACCACCCAGAAACAUUUUGAAUUGCACCAUUGUUGGCAUUUCAUAAUACGCACACCACCUCUAUUCCCUGUGUUUGGGCUAUAUACUGCCAGGAUCAAGAGCAGUUUUCCUCUGUCUGCCUCACAUUCUGCUUAGGCCAUAACAUCAGUAUGCAUGUUCUCCAUAUUGUUCUCUAGACAUUUCCUGUGAUGCUGACAUAAAAGAAAAUUUCACUUGUUUCAACAGUCAAGGGCUUCUUUACAUGGUGAUCAGUACCUUUAUUCUUGUGACCAGAAAUGUUUCAUUUAAAGGUGAUAUUGUAAGGGUAAUUGGAAGUGAGUCACUUUUUGAGGUUAAAGUAUCAAGGUCUGAAGAAUAAAAGAAAUGACUGCUGAACUUAGAAGCUUUGAUAGUUAACAAAUUCUCCUUGUCAGUAUUAAAAGAAAUGCAUGAUGAAGAGUUUGGAAAAUAUGGAUGCUGAUCUUAGGGUGUAAAGGGCCAGGACUGCAUCCUCCAUAUCACACCAUGAAGCAUCAGCAUAGCAUUUUUAUCAUAUGCUGCCGCAAGUUAAGCAAAGAUGAUAAAAACCUAAACAUAUGAAGUACAGCUAUGCAAGGCAGGAAAACAUUCCAUGUGUUGAAUUGUCAUCUAGAUUUGCAGUUUCUGCUAUCGUCCAGAAAAGACUGAUGAUUAAACAUGUUUAGCAACA